AUGGUCGGUGAGUUGCAAGACAUCUAUAAGAUCGAGAUGGAGUUAUCUUUCUUCGUUAUCUUCGUUAUAUUAAACCAAUACAGCCCAGUGACUGCUGAUCUAGCUUGUGAAUCUGGUCAAAUCGAGAAUGACGGGUCGUGUUAUUAUUUCUCAGAAAGCAAGUUAAACUUCGCGUCGUCCAAAUCGUUCUGCGAGGACCUUGGAAUGCAUCUCGUCUACAUAGGGUCACAGGAAGAACAAAACUUCAUGCAGAAUACCAUAUCUGGUAGUGAGAAGCAUUGGAUAGGUUUAUCAAAAGUGACCUGGAUAGAUGGCUCAAGCUUGGACUACAACAACUUUGCAUAUGUCUUUGAUGAUGGAGGAAUCUGUUUCCGAAUGGCGGAUGAAUGGAGCUAUCAAUGGCAUGACCAAAGGUGUUCCGGUUCGAACUAUUACAUUUGUGAAAACGAAAAAGAAGACAGUGCCGCGUGUACCGGUGGCCACACUGAAUAUGACGAAUCCUGUUAUCACUUCUCGCAAAGCAAUUCAAAUUUCGCCUCGUCAAAAUCAUCAUGUGCCGACCUUGGAAUGCAUCUUGUCUACAUCGGAUCAGAGGACGAACAAGAAUUUCUGGUGGACAACCUACCCCUUGCAAACAAGGAUUACUGGAUAGGAUUAUCAAGUGUGACUUGGCUGGACGGUUCGAGUCUGACCCACUACAACUUCGCAGCUAGUGACGAAAAGACUCUGGAUGAAGGAGGGAAGUGUUUCGUUAUAGAACCGAAUAAGUCAUACCAAUGGUUGGAUGAUAAAUUUGAAAAUGAUCACAAGCACCGUUAUAUCUGCGAGAAAGAAGGAGGUAUCCAAUCAAGUUCUGUACAGCAAACAACACCAGGCGCUGUCACUUUUCCCGAAGUUUCAACCCAAACCACACCAAAUCAAAUGACGUCAUCCAAAACGUCCAGUUCCACUACUCAGACUGAUAAUGUUGUCACGACGAGUGGCUCUACACAACGUUCGUCAACAACCGAUGCUGCGACCAGUGAGACAACAAGCAGUCCAGCGUCAACAACACCAACAUCACAUGCAUCCUCAACAUCAACAACAGGGCAAGGAUCAACAGAUGCUGCUUCGCUUACUUCUGAACAGGCAACCGAUACCACUCCUGCAACAACGGCAAUACACACAACCCAGACAAUAUCUUCGACUACAUGUCGCUCAUCUUCUCGGGACAGAGGUCACACGAUCUUCAAAAACUUCCGACUACUGGCCAGCAAUGUCGCCCUCAUCGAUGCCUAUGUUCUGUCGUCAUACACGGUUUCGUCCAUCAUCAGAUGCAGUCAGUUGUGUCUUGCUGAUGUCCGUUGCUCGUGUUAUACUUACAUCGCCUGCGAGGGUUCGUGCUUACUCGGCAAGGAAUGUCUGGCGACGUCUACAUAUGCUUUUGAAAGGCGAACCGGAGCUAAAUUCUAUUCGGCACUUCUUGAAGAUCAGGAAUGUUUCUAGAAGGCACGUAGGGGCGCCGCUAGACCACUUGGAAACUGAGGGUGGGGGUGGCAAAAUUGCCGACUAGUUAGCCCUAAUUUUCAAAUAACUCCGGAACACAAAAACAAACAAACAUUUUGAACUGCCAGCAGAGAUUUUAAUGGAAAGAUUAUUUUUAAAAACGGUCGUCAAAUUAUCAAAUUUGAUGUUGCAAUUUUCAGACAAUGCUAGAAAGAUUCCACAUUUCCCAACAUAACAUCUGAAAGGGAGGGGGGGGGUUACGUGUUACCCCCUUUAGUAAUGCCGUGUGUGUUUAUUGUGUUUUUACAGACGUGUAUCAAUCAGAUAUGAUUAUUUACGUCUGAGGAACGACCUUUAAACGUCACCAUCUGAAAGAUGUGACUCAAUUUCGAACCUGCGUCCUCGGCUGAAUCAGUUUGUAACUUUCAUUUUUCAUACAGGCGCACACCACAACGCCUAGUUAAAGUAACGCCCCUGCCUAUGUAGCCAUUUAAAGGACAUAUACAGUAAUGAAUUAUAGUGUGUACAUAUUUCACUCCUGUAAGGCUGUAUACCGUCUCUGCAAAGACGUUUAUAUGUAAUCCACUAUAUGUAUACUAAAAAAGAUGGCUGUACGUGGUAUAAAUUUCAAGCCACAUCGUACUCUCUUCUUAUCCUAAUUUCAAAUUUUCAGUUUUUUGUAAGUGGCAGCUGUCUGCACCAAUAAGGCAAUUCCUUUCUAGCUGCCUCCUCAUUCACAUAAAUACUCACCUUUCUAUGUUUUUGUCCAGAUCACCUUAUAUUGUACUAUUAUUUUAUGUAAUGUUUGUUUACUUUGACUAUAUAUCUUGUGAUUUUGUAUAUUAGUGUAUCUAAAUGUUUUGUUUUUAUGAUGAAUGGAAUAAAUUUGAUAGGCUUAUCUAUCUUAUGCUAAUGCACUGUUUCAUGACCUCCAAUUGCAUGAAUGUUUUCAAAUUGCAUCAAUUAUCUAUUUGUACUUUUAUGUUUGAUUUCAUAAAUGAACGAUUACCUCAUACCUUUAAACAAUAUUGCAUUAUGAUACCACAUGGAUAUUCCACGAUAGACAAAAAACGGGUAGACAAUUACGUCUUCCUUUAUUCAAAACAGACCAAGGAAAAUGUUGCAUUUCGUUUGUUGGAAGUAAUUUUUGGAAUAUGCUUCCUACUAAUCUAAACAUUGAGAGAUCAAGGACAUCUAAUUUUCGUAAAAACUCACAAAAUUACUCUUAGGUGAACACCAUGAUAUUAGUAUAUAGCAACCAGUCUCGUUUUUUAAAUUGUAGUAGUAUACAUAAUAUAGGAUUUGGAAACCCAUCGUGUAUUUUUCUAUAAACUUUAUUUUAGGCUUUAGAUAACGAGAGUCAGGCUCGACUAGCACAUGUGCUAUUUUUACUCGAUUUUACCAUCGAUCACAAACUCAUUGUAAAAAGUAAUUUACUGUUUUACUCUUAACACUACUUAUAACUAUAACUAUUUCAAUUGUUAUUUAUUAUAAUCUUUAUUGCUGUAAAAUAUCUAUUUUAAUUCAUGUCAUGUUUAUGUUCAUGUUAUAUUGACAUUGUCAUUGUACAAUUAUAUAUCUUUUGUGUCAAUGCUUUCAAUGGUGGUGAAUAAAUAAAUUAAAUUCAAAUAAAUAAAUUCAAAUAUUCGGUAAGGAUUAAAUUGAAACAUAUUGACAAAAAAUAAUUUAAUUCGUGGCUAAAAAGUGGAAGCUAAUUCAAUUCUCAUUUGAGUUAUUUUUUUGUUAUAGCAUCAUGUCAGUACCUUGCUUUGUCAGUACCUUGCUUUUUCAAAAUGUGGAGUCAAAAAAUUGUGUGAGUGCGUGUGUGUGAUGGGAACGGGGGGGGGGGGGGGGCUCAUCAGAAAUCUAUAUGGCUUUAAAUGAGUUUGAUUUUUUUUUAAAGAACAUUCUACAUGUCUGCUUGCUGGUGACUUGAGACAAAUUGUACGAGCCUCAUCGCAAGUCCGAUUUUUUCAUCUUUGUUCUACUGUUUAUUAAAACAAUUCUCUUGUGAAAAA
Molecule: messenger RNA, 3503 nt
Organism: Strongylocentrotus purpuratus (purple sea urchin)
Lineage: Eukaryota; Metazoa; Echinodermata; Echinoidea; Camarodonta; Strongylocentrotidae
Product: serine-rich adhesin for platelets-like
Exons: 6
Coding region: 1-1485 (494 amino acids)
Biological process (GO): biological process involved in interspecies interaction between organisms
Cellular component (GO): external side of plasma membrane
Molecular function (GO): carbohydrate binding
Source: RefSeq, a predicted model, not a curated record